AUGUUUUUUGCCCUAAAGACCGCGUCAAAACCAGAGCAUGCGAACCCCACGGAGAAAGUGCUUGAUCAAAUCUCCGAGAUGAUGAAACGCAUUAUCGUCAAAAAUGACAAUUAUAUCCGUUUGUCUGAGCCUCGAAAACAACGAAAGGUGGCCAAACGAGUGCAGAUCAAAAACUUUCUCUUUGAACCCGACGACAUCCUCAAAGAUGACCAAAUGAUAACGUUUCAUCGAGAAUGCGCCACAGGACCAGGCUCUGGGGCUGUGCCCUCUGCCUCUCAAAUGGAGCGUGCCGACACCUUUUCCUCCUUUUCGGACAACUCUGGCGAGGGCAGUGAGAGUAUGUCCAAAUCGGACGAGGACGACGCCCCCAUCGAGACCUCACCCCGUCUAAUGGAAUCGCGCAGGGCCACCACAAAAGGGGGUGUAUUUAAUGAACUGGAUGACAAGCUAGAGGAGGGGGCCAUCGCACAAAGCGUAAUUAGGAGACUCCGCAACGCCGGCUCCGCACUCAUGGAGGUGGGCCCUGACUAUUACAAAAAAAGCUGUUAG
This is a messenger RNA of Dibothriocephalus latus, 549 nucleotides long. NCBI's taxonomy places the organism in Eukaryota, Metazoa, Platyhelminthes, Cestoda, Diphyllobothriidea, Diphyllobothriidae. The record is from the annotation of a GenBank genome assembly.